GUGGUACAAAAGGUGGCGCCAUCAUCAGCACAAUUGUUCAGCCUGCAAACCUUGAUCCGAUUCGAAGCAAUCACGGCAAUCUGUGCGCGCAGUGUCGACCCCGGCGUACUCUUCAGAACCUUUGACAUCCCGCCGUAGUGGAGGUUUGAUUGAGAGGUGUCCAAUUGGAGUUUGGUCGAAGUUACAUCCAAGCGCACUACCAGACACCAACUCAUACCAGAUCAUCGAUUCUUAGCCGUAGCAAGAAUGCCAGAGUCGCGAUCGCGCGAGCCACUUGUGUGGAUAGAUUGCGAAAUGACGGGUCUAGACUAUGACAAUGACCAGAUCAUCCAAAUAGCAUGUUUCGUGACGGGGCCUGACCUGAAUCUGCUUGACUCCGAGGGCUUCGAGGUCGUCGUUCACCAGAGCGAGGAGACCAUGAAUGCAAUGGAUGACUGGUGUCGGCGAACCCACCACAACUCUGGCCUCACUGCAGCUGUCCUUGCCUCCCAGGUGACGCCCGAGAUGGCUGCUGAGCAGCUACUUGAUUAUAUUAAAAAGCACGUACCCGAGAGCAAGAAAGCACUUCUUGCAGGCAACACUGUGCACGCGGACCGUGCGUUCUUGAGACGAAAGCCGUACAACCGAGUCAUCGAGCAUCUGCAUCAUCGCAUCUUGGACGUCAGCACCAUAAAGGAGGCAGCCAGACGGUGGAGCAGUGACGACGUGCUGAAAGGGUCUCCCCAGAAAAAAGGCAUGCACGAGGCGAAAACAGACAUCCUAGAAAGCAUAGAGGAAGCUAGAUAUUACAGAGACACGUUGUUUACACCAAAACCGAGGGAAUAAAUCCAAAGCAUGUUUGAUAACUUUCAACUGCCCUAUGAGCAUACAGCCUCAAACAAAGUCGUUUGCAAAACAUAAUCGCAACUGACGACUGCCCGAGCAGUUAUUUUCCGUGAGCUCU
Molecule: messenger RNA, 943 nt
Organism: Verruconis gallopava
Lineage: Eukaryota; Fungi; Ascomycota; Dothideomycetes; Venturiales; Sympoventuriaceae
Exons: 2
Coding region: 247-825 (192 amino acids)
Cellular component (GO): mitochondrion
Molecular function (GO): nucleic acid binding; 3'-5'-RNA exonuclease activity
Source: RefSeq, a predicted model, not a curated record